GUUCUCGUUGUGUCUGCUCUGCGCAGCGCCUGCGAGCGGAGGGAGUCGGUGAAACGCAGCGGCGGUUCCAGCGUGUGCGGCUUCGGCAAUGAUGCACUAAACCUGCCUCCUCAUUCAUACUCUCACAACCCAAGCAAAAAUACCAAACAACAACAUCUCCAGUGUGAUUAAUUCACCCCGGUUUAAUCGUUGUUGCUGAACUCGGCUUAGAAAAGAAGGUUUAAUGAAAGAGAAAGACAAGAAGAAGCGCACGGCAACGUUACGACUGUUUUUAUUUUCAUCCCAUUCUGAAUGACGGGCGGACGGUUCGACUUCGACGAUGGAGGCACUUACUGUGGCGGAUGGGAGGACGGGAAAGCCCACGGACACGGCAUCUGCACGGGACCCAAGGGUCAAGGCGAGUACGCCGGGUCCUGGUCCCACGGUUUUGAGAUAGUCGGGGUCUACACCUGGCCCAGCGGGAAUACGUACCAGGGCUACUGGUCGCAGGGCAAACGCCACGGGCUGGGUGUUGAGACCAAGGGAAAAUGGGUUUAUCGUGGGGAGUGGAGUCACGGGUUCAAGGGUCGCUAUGGAGUUCGGCAGAGCACCAAUACACCUGCUAGAUACGAUGGGACGUGGAGUAAUGGACUACAGGAUGGCUAUGGAGUCGAAACCUACGGGGAUGGUGGCACAUAUCAAGGCCAGUGGAUGGGGGGCAUGAGGCAUGGCUAUGGUGUACGACAGAGCGUGCCUUAUGGAAUGGCCACCAUUAUUCGCUCUCCGCUUCGCACCUCCCUGGCCUCCCUAAGAAGCGUGCAAAGCAAUGGCGCCGUUCUGCAGGACGCGGUACCCGACACACCAGUUGGAAGCCGUGGUGGUUUCGUGCUGAAUUUUCACAGCGACACCGAAGUCGUCACCGGAAAGAAGAAGGGCCUGUUCCGCCGCGGGUCCCUCUUCGGCAGCCUCCGCCAGCUACGUAAAUCUGACUCCAAAACGUCCAUCUCUAGCAAACGGAGCUCGGCACGUAGCGACGCCACCAUGAGCCGCAUCAGCUCCAGCGACGCCAACUCCACCAUCAGCUAUGGAGACGGAGAGGUGCCCGAUGAGUACACCCCCAUGGAGGACCAUGUGGACGCCACCACCACAGAGUCCUACAUGGGCGAGUGGAAGAAUGACAAACGCAAUGGGUUCGGAGUCAGUGAGCGAUCCAACGGGCUAAAGUACGAAGGGGAAUGGAUGAACAACAAGAGGCAUGGAUAUGGAUGCACUAUAUUCCCAGAUGGAACCAAAGAGGAGGGAAAGUAUAAAAAUAACGUGUUGGUGCGUGGGAUAAGGAAGCAGCUUAUUCCUCUCAAAAACCAUAAAACUAAAGAAAAAGUGGACAGGGCCGUGGAGGGGGCUCGAAGGGCGGCAGCUAUCGCCAGGACUAAAGUGGAAAUAGCAGUGUCAAGGACAGCCCACGCAAGGACUAAGAGUGAAGCAGCAGACCAGGCCGCACUUGCAGCGUGUCAGGAAUCAGACUUAGCCAGAGCUGUGGCUCGUGAAUUAUCUCCAAGCUUCCAUCAACCAGGACUUGACUACAUCAAACAAAAGUUCAGUGAGCCGGUGGAGGAGAUCAAGGAGGAAGCACCUAAAGAGGAGGAAGAGAAGGAGAAGCCUUCCGGCAGCCCUUUUUAUCGGCGCGGCACGACUCCAAGCCACUCUCCUGCCCGGAGCCCAACCCCGUCACCUCCUCAAUCCCCUCAUAAGAGCCAGCCGCCCAACCCCAGCAUCAGCCGCAAGAUAAGCAAAGACAACAGCAGCGUAGCCCGAAAGAUAAGCAAGGACAGUAGUAGUGUCGCUCGCAAGAUAAGCAAAGAAGAGAGAGCCUCGAUUGUGGCAGAGAUCACCAAAGUAUCCGCCCCUCCUCCUGUACCGGCCAUCAAGCUACAGGACGUUCCCCCACCAAAGCCCCCCAAGGCCCUUGAACCCCAGCCCAAACCUGCCAGUACAGGUAAUGGGCAGCUUCACGCUGCUUAUCACAGUUACUACGUCAAGCCGGUGGUGCAGUUGCCUCCACCAGAGGAACCAGAAGAUGAAGAGCCUGAGAUGACGCAGUCUAGCCUGGCCAGGAUGCCUCCGCCACCCAAAAUGGUCAGGACGCCCACUCCCAAACCAGAGCCCAAGAUCAGGAAACAAGAGUCUAUCAAACCAAAGAGCUUAGCUGAAACCAAGAAGGCCAGCAUAGAUAUGGCCGACGAAACGGUAGCGGAAGAAUCUGGUCCUAACUCAAUUUUGGUUGCCAUGGUGAUGCUUUUGAAUAUUGGAUUGGCAAUCAUUUUUGUCCAUUUCCUUACAUGAAACACUACCAUCUCAGCGUUGGAUGGCGACCCACACAGUGUCAAUGACCUUUCUGAAAUCCAAAUGGCACCAGGCAGUCUCCAGAGGGCAGAGGGAGCUGAAGAAUCAACAUUUGGGGGUUUGAAACCCAAAGCAUCAUCCUUGAGAAUGACGUGGCCUAAUAUCAUGUGGCUCUGGCAAAAGAGAUGAAAAUAUUCUGGGGGAAAAAAUCACCAUUAAAGUGGAAACCGAAGAAGAGAAUGCAGUGUAACGCGACUCUUAUCUGCUGACGGAAAGCCUUAAUAUCAGCCACUCCAUAGGUCUCUGGCAGAGACUUAACUGGAAAUGUUUGAUGAUGCACUUUUGCAUGAUGGGCAAGAGCAGCUGCCUUACUCAUUUACCAUCUGACGUGUAACUGGGAGAUGUGCUCGCAGCGCCAGAGGAAUGCGUUCAGGGGGCUUUGCUGCAGCGGGCGUACGUUCCAGCCAGCCUGGCCCGAGGAAACCGAACGCGCACACCAGCGUCACUCAUCCGUCUUACACCCUUUACCGACCCACUGCAGUUUCUUCUAGCAUCUCCUACGUUCUUCUCGGAAGCUCUUGAGUCGACGCUCCCUACUGUACUCAUCACGUUUCGCUUUUUGUUUUCAUGUACCGUUCUUUCUUUCCUUUAUGUUUGUUUGAAUUUAAUGCAAAGCAAAAUCACUCCCACCUUUUUUGCCAAAUCCAGACAAGAGAAAAUAUUAUAUUAUUUAUUAAAAAUGUGCAAUAUGAUUUAUUUUUACACUGACAGAGUUUAAUUGUUCACCAGUCGGGGCACUGUGGUUCUGUCCCAAGGAAAAAUGUCAAAGAGUUGAAAAGUUCAGGUACGAGAUAAGGGACAUGUGGUUUCUCGCUUUUCGAUCACGUCCACUCAGAUCAUGUCAAAACCAUCAAAAAGUCUUAUAAAGUGUGUUAUUUAUUUAAUUCUGGGAAUCGACUGUUUGUCGUGUUAUGUAAAUUAAGCCUAUGCCAUUGUGCAUGCGAUGUUGUGCAAGAGUUAUUGCGCCUCACGUCACGUUUGUGACGUGUGACAGCAGUGAGAUGUUUAAACAAAAAAAAAAACAAAAAGAUGAUGUUGAGGGCUUGCUUGCAUGUUUGUGACCUUGGAUGCUUUGGAUAUCAAAAGUCAGGUGGUGCCACAGUCAGGUGGCGCUAGAGGAAGUAGGACGUUGCCUUUAAGAGUCUUUAACAGUACUUCAGUUUACCUCAAACUACAGAAAAGGAAAUAAAAGCCUCGUAUGA
Messenger RNA from Labeo rohita (rohu), 3584 nucleotides. RefSeq names its product junctophilin 1a (gene jph1a). NCBI's taxonomy places the organism in Eukaryota, Metazoa, Chordata, Actinopteri, Cypriniformes, Cyprinidae. Gene Ontology annotation, cellular component: plasma membrane; sarcoplasmic reticulum; endoplasmic reticulum membrane. The record is from RefSeq and is a predicted model, not a curated record. The transcript has 6 exons. The coding region runs from base 292 to 2322 and encodes 676 amino acids.